AUGCCUAUUGCUGUUUCAGGAGAAUUAAAGGUGUCGUGGAGACGGAAGUCCAGAAUAGCGCACCUGAUCGUUAAAUACGAAUUGGAUGAUAGACAUGCGCAUAAACUGGUGUUCGAGAUGACAAACGAAAACCUACGACUGUUCAUCGACUGCAUCGAAGCCGUUUCUGGACAGUAUCCAGAAAUCGAUUUCAGCAUCUUGGAACGACACAAACCUAGGGUUUGGGUCGGACAGCGCUUCUGGGGCAACUCGACGUUCAUCGGCGACAUCUACAACGUCAGCAUGCAGAGUGGCGCUGGGUAUCACUGCAACAGCGGAGGGCGAUCGAGCUUUGUGAAGCCCCCGUUCGGACAACAGGAGCCCUCUUCGACUCCCAACAUACCUCAAGAAAACACGCUGAACGAAGAGACGCAGAAAACUGUCAUCAAGGAGUUGAGUCAGCGAGUGAAGUACUUGGAAAACGAAAUGAAGCACUGGCGACCGAUGGCAUCGGCACCGUCGCAGUCUUCAGAAGUUGUCGACCACGACCUCGUGCAAAACAAAACCUUUGGUGAAGCUUGUCCCCAUUGUUGGGAAUACAUAAGUUUCAAGGUAAAUUAUUUGGAAGAAGAGUUCAAACGAUGGCGCCACAACGUCAACAAGAUAAACCACCAUUUAAAGAAGCUCCUCCUACAUCAACGCGGCUGUCAGGUAUGGUGA
This is a messenger RNA of Soboliphyme baturini, 699 nucleotides long. Lineage: Eukaryota; Metazoa; Nematoda; Enoplea; Dioctophymatida; Soboliphymatidae. The record is from the annotation of a GenBank genome assembly.